AGAAAUAAUUUGGUGCAUCUCUUGUUUUGGGAAAACAGUAUCAAGCCGGCGUGUUACUUUCUCGUUGGAAGGAAUAAAACAAUAUUUUGCACUCCAUCCAGACCGAAGAUGCUCCCUUUUUCUCUUAUGUGAAUCAUAAAUUUGAGGAAGAGAAUGAGAGCUCAACCUGGUGUUUGUCUGUGGGAUUUGUCUUUUGAUUGUUAAUUGUUGCAAAUGGAAGUCGUAGCAACGACAACCCCUUCCUCAAAAAUAGAGAUGUACUUGUCCUCCUACUCUUGCCGAAACAGCAACCAUAACAACAGCAAUGGCAGCAGCCUCAGCAUCGUCAGUUUAGGCGAGCAUUCUUCUUCCAAGCCUCCAUUACUACUUCAGAUUCGAUUGCCUCGACGCAGCCCCAAGCAACGUACGCAUUUCAUUGGUGGCGAAACUGAAACUUCAAAACCAAUCGAACUUCCUCGAAACAAUUAUGAUAUCAGCCAAAGUUGGAGGAAAAUUAGGAACGCCAUCUGCAUUGCUGCUACUCCCACCCCCUCGUGCACGACCUCCGACGUUUUGCUCUUGAUGGAUUGUCUUCACCUUCCUGUACCCAUUGAUAUUUAUGCUUCUCUUGUCCAGGAAUGCACUCUCUCCUCCGACUCCACUAGAGCCGCUGAGUUGCAUCAGCACAUCUCCCGGAGCGGCCUCAAAGUUCCUUUGCCUUUGCUUAAUCGGCUCCUUCUCAUGCACGUAUCGUGUGGCUUUUUGGACACUGCCCGUCAGUUGUUUGACCGAAUGACCCUUAGGGACUUCAUCUCUUGGGCCACCAUGAUCGUUGGUUAUGCGAACAAUACCCACUAUGAAGAAGCUAUAAGUUUGUUUGUGAAAAUGCAAUAUCAACUCAGUAUGUUGGAAUACCCCACAUGGAUAAUUGCGUGUGUUCUCGAGGCAUGCGUAUACACUAUCGAUCUGGAUCUAGGAAAGCAACUUCAUGGAUGCUUAUACAAGUUGGGUAUGGCUAAUCAUGAUUCAUUUAUCACCAGUUCCUUAAUCCAAUUCUACGGGAAACUCAAGUGCAUAGAAGGCGCUGAAUCUGUCUUUAAUCAACUCUCACGUCACAACACAAUGACAUGGACGGCCAGAAUCAUCAGCAGCUGUACAGAGGAGCGUUUUGGGCAUGUGCCAGGAUUGACGAUGAUGGAUGCAGUGGCCGACAGGUGCAUGCCAAUGCCAUCAAGAUCGGGUUGGAUACAGAUACUUAUGUGCAGUGCGGACUGGUUGACAUGUACGGAAGAAGUGGGCUACUGAAAGAUGCAAAAUUGGUGUUUGAGGUGAUUGAUGACAAGGGAAAUGUUGCAUGCUGGAAUGCAAUGGUUACAGCGUGCAUUCGGAAUGGCUUCUACAUGGAAGCCAUUAAGUUGCUGUAUGAGAUGAAGGCAGCUGGAAUGCAGCCUCAAGAGUCUAUCGUCAAUGAAGUGAGGAUGGCAUGUAGUAAUGACAGAAUCUCUUUGAACCAAGCCCUGAAAAUGGGUAUCGGGUUCGAAAUCGGAGGAGGGCAGUUUCAAUAAAUCGAGUAAUUCAACAAAUUAAAUCAGGCGAUCCAUAACAAUUUUGUAUAAGUUAUUUCAAUGUGUAAAAAUAUAUAUAAUACAAUUUAAGCCUUUAAAAUUAUGUAUAAAAGAGUUUAUAAUAUAAAUUCAUUGACUAGUUCUACCAAGAACAUGAUAUGAAUCUAAAUAAUUUCAGUAAACA
This is a messenger RNA of Juglans microcarpa x Juglans regia, 1728 nucleotides long. Its product is annotated as pentatricopeptide repeat-containing protein At1g31790. The record is from RefSeq and is a predicted model, not a curated record. NCBI's taxonomy places the organism in Eukaryota, Viridiplantae, Streptophyta, Magnoliopsida, Fagales, Juglandaceae. Gene Ontology annotation, biological process: RNA modification. The coding region runs from base 1107 to 1544 and encodes 145 amino acids. The transcript is spliced from 2 exons. Gene Ontology annotation, molecular function: protein binding; RNA binding.